AUGGUCCUCCGUCUUCGUGGUUUGGGGAUCUUUGUGGAGGUAGAGCGUGGCUUUUCGGCUCCUCCUUCAGAUGUGGCACUCUGGUCUUUGCUCUGGAGGGACGUGGCUGAAGUUUCUCUCAGAUCUGAACGGCGCGGUGGUUUGGAGGCUUUGAGGACGGGCUUCCGCCGUCGAUUUGUUCAAGGAGGUGGGUUUUCAGCCGCAUUGAUCUCGUCAGGGCAGCGACGGCGUGGUCUCCGAUCUCACGGUGACGACUGUGGAUUCUCUGCUCAGUUUUGGCCUUCCGUGGCUCCUUUCAACUUCUGCCGGUUUCUUUUGCUUCUAGGGUUUGUAGAUUGGCUCAAAGCUCAGCUAGGGGACGACUCCGUUAAAGCUUAA
Molecule: messenger RNA, 378 nt
Organism: Microthlaspi erraticum
Lineage: Eukaryota; Viridiplantae; Streptophyta; Magnoliopsida; Brassicales; Brassicaceae
Source: the annotation of a GenBank genome assembly